Amphibalanus amphitrite is the source of this 606-nucleotide messenger RNA. Its product is annotated as venom protein 302-like. The transcript has a single exon. Gene Ontology annotation, biological process: regulation of signal transduction; regulation of cell growth. Bases 20 to 406 code for a protein of 128 amino acids. Lineage: Eukaryota; Metazoa; Arthropoda; Thecostraca; Balanomorpha; Balanidae. The record is from RefSeq and is a predicted model, not a curated record. Gene Ontology annotation, cellular component: extracellular region. Gene Ontology annotation, molecular function: insulin-like growth factor binding.
CGCCGUGCAGACAGCGGCCAUGCGCGCCCUGCCCGCCCUCGCUCUGCUGCUGGCCGCCUGGCUGGCCGUGGCUUCGGCUCUCAGCUGUCUGCCCUGCACCAAGGACCGCCACGUGAAGUGUCUGCUGGACAACCCCAGCGAGUGCUCGUGCUUCCCGUGGGGCCGUAAGCCAGGCGUGUGCGGCUGCGGCUGCAUGGUCUGCGCCCGCGGCCUGGGGCAGAGCUGCGGCGGCCCGUGGAACCUAUCCGGACAGUGCGGCGACGGCAUGGUGUGCGACAAGAGACCGCCGCUGGCCGGCAAGUGCGUGAAGGCCUGCUCAGAUCCAGUCAUCAAGUAUUUCCCGAUUAAGAAACUGCCGAAAGCUGUUGCCGAGCCAGAAGUUUUGAAGCGCACAGAAAAUGCUUGAUCUUGGUGCUCGAUCAUAGACCAACGAUCAUAAAUGAAAGUUCUGACGAAACGACCAUCUGCGGCAACUGACAUGUGGCAACUGAUGCAGUAACAAUUAAUCAGAAAACUUGCAUUGUAUUCCCGUCAUUCUGACAUUGUUUAAUAUCAUUCGUGCAAUGUGCUUGAUUGGAGCGAGCGAAAACACAUCAACAAAUAUAU